Messenger RNA from Mytilinidion resinicola, 2529 nucleotides. RefSeq names its product heavy metal translocatin. Gene Ontology annotation, molecular function: ATP hydrolysis activity; copper ion binding; P-type divalent copper transporter activity. Gene Ontology annotation, cellular component: membrane. Bases 1 to 2529 code for a protein of 842 amino acids. The record is from RefSeq and is a predicted model, not a curated record. Gene Ontology annotation, biological process: copper ion homeostasis; monoatomic cation transport. The transcript is spliced from 3 exons. NCBI's taxonomy places the organism in Eukaryota, Fungi, Ascomycota, Dothideomycetes, Mytilinidiales, Mytilinidiaceae.
AUGAGGUUAUUGAACAUACAUCGGGACCUGCAGUGCAAGUUGGCCUUCAGCACUCCCACAGUUCAAGAGAAGGAUUUGAAGCUCCAAGGCAGCACGUCCUCGUGCAGACUGUCUCUGACCGGCAUAAUUUGCGCUGCGUGCACCAGCAGCAUCCAAAAUGCACUUUCCAGUACUCCUGGUGUCACCAGUGCUAGCGUUUCACUGGCACUAUUUCAGGCUCAUAUAUCAUAUGACAGUGGAAUGACGAACCCAGAAGCGCUAGCACUCGUCGUUGAAGAGAAUGGGUAUGGAGCAGAAGUAAUGCCCGCAGCGAGGAGUUGGCGAGAGGACUUCGAGAGAGCGGAUGUUGCUAGGCUGAAAGAGAUCAGGUCCUGGAGGAAUUCAUUCUUUGCGUCGAUCCUGUUCACCAUCCCUUCGGUGCUACUUCCGUACUCAAGAACAUCCAUUUCGUCCUUUUGGAUGUCGGUUGCAAUUGGAAGUGUAGAAGCGGUUUUGGCUACCAUUAGCACUUUCUAUUGUGCAAGACACAUAAACCUCGAAGCACUGUCUGCGUUGCGGGCCAGACGAGGUGAUAUGUCGGUCUUGUCAUCAUCAGGGAUUACGCUCGGCUUCAUCCAAUCUUUACACGUUCUGAUGUCUCAACUCUUCGGCCAGAGCUCGAAUCAUGGCCAGAUCUCCUUCGAUGCGAUCUCUGUACUCAUCACCGUGGUUCUCGGAGGUCGGUAUCUCAAAGCUCUGGUUUCGAGACGCGCACUGGGUUUCACAGCUCAACUGUCUUCAGCUAUGCCUUUAUCAGCAACCGUGACCUCGCAACGCGACCUUGACGGCGACUUUCGAGAGAGCGCGGAGGAAUUCCCAAUUGAUUUCUUGGGCUCAGGAGAUUGGGUCAUCGUCUCUCCCGGACGUACCAUACCAGGCGACGGAAUCAUUGUUAAAGGUUCCAGCAACAUCAGCGAGACAUGCAUCACCGGAGAGGUAGUCCCAAGGUUUAAGAAAGACGGAGAUGAGGUGUUGGCAGGUUCAAAGUGUCUGGACAGCGGCCUCAUCAUUCGAAUCACUCGGGCCGGCACGAACACCUGGCUGGAGAAGACUCUUGAGUUCGUCGCAAAAGCCGACAGCCGCAAGGAUACGUUUGACAGACCUAUCGAGGCUAUCAUCCAGUAUUUCGUAAGUGGAGUCAUGAUAUUAGCACUCGCUACCGUCAUAAUCUGGAAGGUCUUCACGGAUGCGACGUGGAGUGACUGCUUCGAUCGGGCUACGGCCAUGUUGCUUGCUGCCUGCCCUUGCGCACUAGGAUUGAGCAUUCCAGCUUGCAUAAUGCUAAGCACAGCUUCUGCGUCCCGCUUCAAUAUCCUUCUUGCGGGAGGGACAUCUCAGCUCGAGAUCGCGUCGAAGGUCCGGACUGUAAUCUUCGACAAAACGGGCACAUUGACGCAAGGGCACCUUACCCUUGAGAGUGUUGAGAUAUCUCCUGAAUGGAAUGAUUCCGAGCGCCAGCGUGCCAUAUGGUGGCGCGCCGUGCAAGCUUUAGAAGAGACACAAUCAAAACACCCAGUUGCUCAAGCUUUACUUUCCGAGUGCGAGCAGCAACUUUCAUCGGCAGACCUAAAACUUCAUGCGGACCUCGACUUGCAGGCCCUUCACCUGAACUAUGUCCCAGGUCUUGGAGUUUAUGGAACAAUCGGAAAUGGUGGAGAAGACGACUUCCAUAUGGCGAUCGGGAGCGCACACUUCCUGGAAUCAAUGGGUGUCUCUCUCUCUUCUUCCGCGCUAAUAUCAAAAGCUUCAAAAAGCUCCCUGCACACAGUGUUCAUCUCCAUCGACAGCAAUCUCUGUGGCCUCGUCACGUACUCCGACACCACCAAGUCAGACGCUCGCAAGACCAUCUCCCUCCUCAGAUUCCAAGGCAUCAACAUUGGCCUUAUGACUGGCGACACCCACGCCUCCGCCUCCGCCCUCGCCCGCGCAGUCGGUAUUCCAGACACAUGGGUCUGGUCUGCGCAGAAACCCAUCGAAAAAGCGCAGGUGCUGGACUCCCUCGCUCUUGACUACGGGCCCAUCGCCAUGGUUGGAGACAACUUGAACGACAUCCCGGCGCUCUCCUCCGCCGCCUUCAGCAUCUGCGUCUCGCGAGAUUCAGAGGUAUCGACUACUGUUCGUGGAGACGCGCAACUGCUCCCGACUUCGGACGAGAUGGGCAGCGGAGGCGGGAGCGGAGAUCUGACACGGAUCCCGUUCUUGCUCGGGCUGGCGAAGGAGACGUUCAAGACUGUACGGCAGAAUUUGGCGUGGGCGGUUGGGUAUAAUAUUGUUGCGUUGCUGUGGGGUUCGGGGCUAUUGGAAGUGGUGCAUAAGGGGUUGGUUCUUACGCCGGCAAUGGCAAGCCUAGGCAUGGGGCUUAGCAGCAUGUUCGUGCUGAUGAACAGUAUGCGGCUAGAGCGAUGGGUUCCGAAAGACGGCGAAGCUGCUAUUGACGAAAAGAAUGGCGUGCUGUCAACAGGGUGGAAUUUCGAUGUAAAGGGAGCAUGA